GUCAUGUCACCGGCGCGCCCUGGGUCGGACGGAGGUGGAAAAGCUUUCUUUUUGUUUUAACUUGUCGAAGCCUUUCUAACUAUUGUACUUAGAAGAUCUGACGAAGCUUUGUAAGUCGGUUAUUGCUCAUGAGUAAAUCUAAGGUUUCUGCAGAAUGGAAGAAGCGUGUGAAAUCGGAAUAUAUGAGGCUACGCCAAGUAAAGCGUUUCAAACGCGUGGACGAAGUAAAGGUAGCAUGGGCCCGCAACUUGAGAAUUAUGUCGGAGGCGGUUGAGGCUCAUGACGCGGAAACAGCUGAGCAGCCAAGGAAGCCAUUCUGGCCUCCGGCUGCACCUGUACCUAAUCAUGAGAGCCUCAUGAAGAGGGCUGAGGUCACUUAUACUGAUGCCUCAGGCGUAGUAACAACCCAACAGGUCCCAAUCAGAAUCAUAAACUCUGUAAACCCAAUCCCCACCAUGUACACCUGGGCGCCAACACAGAAGAACUUCAUGGUGGAAGAUGAGACAGUCCUGCACAACAUCCCGUACAUGGGCGAUGAGGUGCUGGACCAGGAUGGUACAUUCAUCGAGGAGCUCAUAAAGAACUACGACGGGAAAGUGCAUGGUGACAAAGAAGGAGGUUUCAUAGAUGACCAGCUGUUCGUGGACUUAGUUCACGCGCUGAUGGCCUUCCAGACUAAGGAGGAAGUUGCAGAGGAGCGCAGAGACAGGGAGGCUCGGAACUCUAAGGAGGAGAAGGAGAGAGAGGCUAAAGAAAAAGCUGCGGAGCGCAAAGACAGAGAAGCAAGAAACUCUAAAGAGGAUAAGGAGAAAGGAGUACUGACGACUAAGGACAAAACUGAAGAACGCAAGGAUCGUGAGGCGCGGAACUCGAAGGAGGAUAAGGAAAAAGCAGUACCCACAUUGAUGCCCUUCCCUAAAGACGAAUUAUCUGAGGAGCUAAAGGAGCGGGAAACUCGGAACUCUAAGGAGGAAAAGGAGGUAGAGAAGGAUUCGAGCAAGGAUAAGGAUAAAGAAGUGGUUAAAGAAGGCGACAAGAAGGUUAUCAACGAUAAGCAGUUUCCCAUAUUUACGAUAUUCCAAGCUAUCAGUAUUCAAUUCCCUGAUAAGGGCACUGCACAAGAGUUGAGAGAAAAAUACAUAGAACUAACAUCUCGCAGCGAUCCAAACGCCCUCCCGCCGGAGUGCACUCCGAACAUCGACGGUCCGCUCGCGGAGUCGGUCUCGCGGGAGCAGACCAUGCACUCGUUCCACACGCUGUUCUGUCGCCGCUGCUUCAAGUACGACUGUUUCUUGCACCGUCUGCAGGCGUGUCACCCGGGGCCCAACCUGACAAAGCGCAAGGGGCCUGACCUAAAGGCCUUCUCCGAACCCUGCGGGCCUAGCUGCUAUAUGAUGCUUGACGGAAUGCGCGAGAAGCUGGCGCGCGAGGCGCUGGCGGGCGCCGCGCUCGACUCGCCCAACGACGCCUCCUCCGAGGAUAGCAACGACAGCAACCGCUUCCACAAGGGCAGCAAUAGUAACUCAAGCAACAGCAACUGGAGUUCCAACGGUCACUUGAAGCAAGCAGGCGAGAGUUCUGCGGAACCCGCUUACAACGCAUUAGGUCUGUCAGUAGGCGAUAUCGAGUCGGAGUGGACGGGGUCUGACCAGUCGCUGUUUAGGGCUCUGCACAAGGUGUUCCCCGCUAAUUACUGCGCCAUCGCUCAGGUCAUGCUGUCCAAGACCUGCCAACAGGUGUAUAACUACUGGAUCCGCACGGGCGUGGAGGAGCUGGGCCCGGCGGCCGAGCUGACGCCGCCGCGCAAGAAGAAGAAGAAGCAUCGCCUCUGGUCCGUGCACUGCCGCAAGAUACAGCUCAAGAAGGACUCCGCCUCGCAUCAUGUUUACAACUACACGCCGUGCGACCACCCGAACCAGCCGUGCGACAACAUGUGUCCGUGCCUGCAGUCGCAGAACUUCUGCGAGAAGUUCUGUCAGUGCAGCAGCGAUUGUCAGAAUCGUUUCCCUGGCUGUCGCUGCAAGGCGCAGUGCAACACGAAGCAGUGCCCGUGCUACCUCGGCGUGCGCGAGUGCGACCCCGACCUGUGCACGGCGUGCGGCGCCGACUCGCCGCACCUGCCCGCGCCGCCCGUCUACUGCAAGAACGUGUCCGUGCAGAGAGGUCUACACAAGCACCUACUGCUGGCGCCAAGCGACGUGGCGGGCUGGGGCAUCUUCCUGAAGGACGCGGCGCACAAGAACGAGUUCAUCUCCGAGUACUGCGGCGAGAUCAUCUCGCAGGACGAGGCGGAUAGACGCGGGAAGGUCUACGACAAGUACAUGUGCUCCUUCCUCUUCAAUCUUAAUAAUGAUUUCGUAGUAGACGCGACUCGCAAAGGCAACAAGAUCCGUUUCGCGAACCACUCCAUCAACCCGAACUGCUACGCGAAGGUGAUGAUGGUGAACGGCGACCACCGCAUCGGCAUCUUCGCCAAGCGAGCCAUACAGCCCGGGGAGGAACUGUUCUUUGAUUACAGAUAUGGACCGACCGAGCAGCUCAAGUUCGUUGGCAUUGAACGGGAAAUGGAAUUCUUAUGAGAGCAACCCAAAUAGUCGUAGGACAGACAUCACGCUCCGACUAGUGUCAGCGAAACCUUGCCAACUUGUUCUGAAGACACUCAGUGUCAGUGAUGUCGCAAACUACAGACUUACCCAACCCAACAGAGGGUAAUGUUAAAUUAUGGACGUCUUUAGUUGUAAGCUUACGAUAACCAUUGUCUGUAUGUUGGUGAAUCUUUUAGUGUUACAAAAUUAUUGUAGAAAUGUGAACUGAUUAUAACUUACUCUGUCUUUUUACAAUAAACAAUUUUUAAUCAUU
Molecule: messenger RNA, 2859 nt
Organism: Helicoverpa zea (corn earworm)
Lineage: Eukaryota; Metazoa; Arthropoda; Insecta; Lepidoptera; Noctuidae
Gene: E(z)
Product: histone-lysine N-methyltransferase E(z)
Exons: 19
Coding region: 129-2579 (816 amino acids)
Biological process (GO): chromatin remodeling
Molecular function (GO): protein binding; histone H3K27 methyltransferase activity
Source: RefSeq, a predicted model, not a curated record